Molecule: messenger RNA, 504 nt
Organism: Durusdinium trenchii
Lineage: Eukaryota; Dinophyceae; Suessiales; Symbiodiniaceae
Source: the annotation of a GenBank genome assembly
AUGACAGAGCAGGUAGGUCUCAAGAUCAUCACUUUGUCUCCACUUGAAAUCCAUUUCUCUCAGACUAGAAUACGGUCCGAAUUUCAAGAUGGCCGUAGCUUGCAGAUGGCCCUGGACAAGAUUGAGGACAAAGAAGUGAACUUCGAUGAGGAUGCCCUUUUGCUGGUCACUCCUUUUCCACGAAUUGAAGUGACGAGGUGGCGCUGCAAGCUUCGUGAUGAAACGGGCGCAGCUCGGGUCGAUGCGAAUGGCAUGGAAUUGUACAGCCAGGAGGAACGGUGGUUUAGCUUUGACAAUCGCCGCUUGUGGUGCUUGCAGCGCGCUGCUGUGAAGAAGUGGCCGAAGAAGGUUUACUGCGAAGUGUUUGAGAUCUCCCAGACCUUGGCAAAGACCCGAGAGCUUCGGAAGUUUGACACUCGCACCUUUGGGCUCAGUGUGUUGGUUGGGCGAAGAGAAGAGCUAAACCUGGAGAAGUGGUGCUGGAAGACUGAGGAGCCGACGUGA